Molecule: messenger RNA, 2260 nt
Organism: Microbotryum saponariae
Lineage: Eukaryota; Fungi; Basidiomycota; Microbotryomycetes; Microbotryales; Microbotryaceae
Source: the annotation of a GenBank genome assembly
AUGGCACGACCAACCACGCGAUCAAACACAUCGACCCCAUCCAGGGACAAGCUCCACGGCGAACCAACUCGUCCAGCCGCUCCCGCACCCAUCCCCGUACCCGAUCCCAUCGCACCGCCUCCUCGCCCUUCAACUCGACCUUUUCACCAACCCACACCCCGACCGACCACGCAAUCCAUCAGUCCGCUCCCUUCCCGACUGGUCAUCAUCGCUUCCUUCUGGGCCGUGAUCGUACUCGCGCUCCCGUUCUGGUGGAGAACGACGACGAUCGAACGCAGGCCGUUACCGUUGGCCCAGAUCGAGCAAUGGGUCAACAAGGACGUCAGUCUCACCGAUGCAGCCGCUCCUUGCAAUCGAAUCUGACGCGUUAGUGUCGAUCUCACAGCCAUGCUACCUCACCCCCAAGGUGUCGUUCGCUUUCGAGUCCCCGGCGGCGAACAAGGACCCCAAAGUCGAGCAAGCGAUUCAUGCGACCAUGAAUCGAUUGGCCAAGACUGAGCUCGCGCAGUGCCUGGAUGUGCAGUGGGCUCAGAGUCAGUCGAGCAUGUCCCAAUGGGAGGAAAACGGGUACUGAUCGAUCAUGAACUGCCCCUGCAGACGGCGAGAACGCGACGUAUCGGAUCCUCCUCACCGAUGACGACGAGUUGCUCAAGCGACGCUUCCCACCGAAGACCGUACCCGUCUCCACCAAACCCGGCAAGUUUCAACCCCACCCCCACCCACACCCCUCCCUCCCUCCACCAAAACCCCCCUACUUAUCCCCCUUACCUUCCCACAGGUCUCCCCGACCGUCUCUUUGGAAAUGCGUCAACCCUCCUCGGCGGGAAACCGACCGAUGGCAGUCUAAUCGCUCCCUCACCGAGCAUGGCCAAGUUCUCCCCGACGUACAAGCUCGUCUUUUCGCUUUUGAACGAGGACUCGUUUUCCGGGGACGCACUGCUCGAAUGGCAGAUUCAUAGCUUGUUGAAGCGUAAGUUGAUCAUCGCACUGGGGGAAAAAAUAAAAAGAGGAGAACGGUCCUGAAUGUUUCCUUUCCGCCAACACAGGCCACGUCGAACCCCUCCUUUCCGCUCUUGAACCUCUGCACAACUUUACGAUCGACACGAGCAUUCAAUACUUUGCUCCGUUGACGCUCCCUGUCCAGACCAUAGAAGGGGAGGGAUCAUGGAUCGUCGAGGAUGAUUUGAGGGCGUUCGUAAAUAACGCGGAUUGGAAAUUACGUGAGUUCGCAUCUGGACUGAAGGUGAAGGUGAAGGUACUGAUGUCGAUGGUGGGCUUUUGAGAACAGCGACGAGUUUGACGUUGGAUCCAAUCUUGCACUUUAUCUUGUUCGUGCCCAAGAAGCAACAUCGACCUCUCAGGAUUAAGACACUAGGUACGCGUCUUGACACCCCCGUCCAGCUCCCGCACCACGCUAAACCCUUGAUCCCCCCACUCCACGCGAAUACUAGACGGUCGUUCCUCCCCAACAGGCUUCAUCACCCCCCAACGCGGCGGAGUCGUCAUCUACAACCCCCCCAACAUCGACCCUUCCACCCCUUCUGAAAACCCCGUCAAACCCCCUAACCUCAGCACCGCUUUCCGUCUGUUUGAAGCCCAACUCCGAAAAUUGCUCGGAGUGAGCCCUACGCUCCCCGGACCUGAUUUCGUCACGUCUUGGCAAAUCGAUGCCUUGGUGAGGCAGAGAUUGAACGGCGUCGUUAAAGAAGCGGUCGAGAGUUUGAGUAGUUUGAGAAGGUUGGUCGAGGAGGUGGAGAAUAUGAGGGUUGGGAAAGGGGUGCAGAAGGGGGUGAGGAGGGCUUUGGAGGAGUUGAAAUUGGUGAGUCAUCUUUGGGGGGGUUCUUGCCCUACUUUUCUCUAUCCGAAGGGAAAGCCAAAAAGAAAGCGAACCCUACUAACCGCUCCCCUCACUUUUUUGCUCUUCCAACUCAAACAGGCCGAAACCCACCUACCUUACUCUCCCCCCCUCUCUCUACACCAUGCCUUUGAAGCGCUCUCCCUCGCCUCGAAAGCCUACUUCGAUCCCUCGAUGUUGGCCCUAUUGUACUUCCCGGAUAAUCACAAGUAUGCGAUUUAUACGCCACUUUUUGGACCGGUCGCCGUGCCGUUGCUGAUGGCUUUGGGGAAGGAGUGGAAGAAACGGAGGGGGAGGGGGAGGGGAGAGGAGGGAGAGAUGGAAGAGAAGGAGAAGGAGAAAAAGGAGGAGGAGAAAGAGAAAGAGAAGGAGGAUGAGAAAGGGAAGGAGGAGUCCAGUUCAUAG